Macadamia integrifolia is the source of this 1302-nucleotide messenger RNA. RefSeq lists its product as uncharacterized. The transcript has 3 exons. The record is from RefSeq and is a predicted model, not a curated record. Bases 419 to 946 code for a protein of 175 amino acids. NCBI's taxonomy places the organism in Eukaryota, Viridiplantae, Streptophyta, Magnoliopsida, Proteales, Proteaceae.
AGUCCCAGUCUGUUACAUAAAACAGAUCCGUAGAACAGAAUUGCGCUUUAUUGGUCCAAAGUCUCUAAAGUCGUUACUUUUCGUUUGUUCUUGGGAUCUGGGUUCACUUUCUAAGAAGAAUUACACACUGUAACGAAAUAUUUUUCCUCUUUCUCGGGUUCUGAGCUCUUGUGGUACUUUCCAUGAUUGUAUUCAUUCAAUUCAAAAAUUUUCUGUGUGGAUUAAGCAGAGAAGUAGAGAACUGAUCGCUUGUUUGAGUUGAAGUUAAAUUCUUGCUGUACAACAAGUUUUUUCAAAUGCGGUUUCCACCAGAUUGAUCUUUCUGAUCUUUGAUGUUGCUUGAUGGGGUUAGUUAUACUUCUAAUUGGGUCAUCGUUUCUGAUAUUUCCAUAGUUAGGGAAUUGAAUCGUUGGGCACAAUGGCUGGUUUUUUAAGCCCUAUUGGUCUGAGAAUGGUUUUGCUUCUGGUGGGUGUUUGUCUGGUUUGUUACAUCGUGGGACCUCCAUUGUAUUGGAACUUGAUGGGGGAUUUUGCUGCUUCUCGAACUUCAUGUGCUCAAUGCAUCUGUGACUGCCCCUUGGAGCCCAUCUCCUCUAUACCAACUGGGAUUUUGAAUUACUCAUUAGCAGACUGUGGUAAACAUGAUCCUGACAUGAGUGAAGAAAUGGAGAAGGACAUCAUAGAUUUACUAUCAGAGGAAUUAAAUUUACUGAGAAAUGUGUCUUAUGAUAACAUGGAACACACCAAGGCAUCCAUACGAGAAGCAAGGAAGACAUCUUCUCAAUACCAAAAGGAAGCAGAAAAGUGCAAUACAGGUAUGGAAACAUGUGAAGAAGCGAGAGAGAAGGCUGAAGCAGCAUUCAUAGCUGAGCGUAAGCUAUCAGAAUUAUGGGAGAAACGAGCCCAUGAACGUGGGUGGAAGGAUCAGAGAAGAUCAUACUUGUAAACUGGGGGGGGGGGGGGGGGGGGGGGAGGUAUAGGAGAGCAAGUGCACUCAUGAGCAAGGCCUUUGUAAAAAUUCUUGUUAGGGGUGGCAGAUUGGCCGAAUGCCUGUAUAUUCGAGGCCUAUGGAUCGAUUUUGCACAUGUAAAGUAGCUUUGGCUUCUUUAUCUCUUAGACAUUUUAUUAUUAGACCCAGUUUCUCUCCACUCAUGGUGAAGAAAUUCAUGCACCCGAUCUGACCUUUUGAUAGGAAUGGAGAAGGUAUUUUGGACCUUGAACAAUAGCAUCACAUAACCAUUGGUGAAGGAAAACUUAAUCCUUUAUUAUUUCUCUUAUAAAUGAAAUACACCUGGUUGGACA